AAGUUGGGAUGAGACGCUGAGCUGAGAGACUGCUUAGUGUUGUCAGGCAGUGUUGUGUGGUAAGUCAAGAUGAUUCACAGGCAUCUGCUCAUCUGGGCGUCUCUCCUUGCUGGGGCCCAGGCCUUGGUUCACGCCCAGGACAUUUUUAAUUUCAGACCCAUCAUAGGAGUGCUGGCUCAGCGUCCCCCGGACAGGAUGGUCGCAGGACUGGACAAGAACUACACCUCUUAUAUCGCAGCUUCCUACGUCAAGUACCUAGAGAGUGCUGGCGCCCGGGUUGUCCCUAUUCUUACCUACCAGGACGACGCAUACUAUGAGGAACUUGCUGGUUCCCUUAACGGGAUCUUGUUCCCUGGAGGAGCUGUGCCCAUCACCAGCGACAGCGGCUACGGCGCAGCUGGGAAAAUCCUAUAUGAUUAUGUGCUGUCUGCCAACGCUAAGGGCAUAUACUUACCACUGUGGGGCACCUGUUUAGGCAUGGAGAUGAUCACCUAUUUGUCUUCCAACAAUAACUGGUUAACCUACUGCCUUGCCAACAACAUCGCCAACUCUCUGGAUCUGCAGGACGGUUACGUGGACUCAAGGAUGUUCUCCCAGAUGCCAGCCACCACCAUACUGUACCUCAGAACUCUCAACGUCACCGUCAACUUCCACCACAAGUGUCUCACACCACAGAACUUCACAGAGUCGGGCUUAUCAGACCAGUACAAGCUGUUGGCCACUAGUCGGGAUAGCUUAGGCAUGGAGUACAUAGCCCUGCUAGAGCACCGAGACCUGCCUAUCUUCACCUCUCAGUUCCACCCGGAGAAGAACCCGUUCGAAUGGGCAGACGACACGAACCACGACAGUAUUCCUCACACGCCGGAGGCCGUGGAGAGCGCUCAGUAUUUCGCUAAAUUCUUCGUUAACCAGGCUCGUCUGAACAUCCAGAGCUUCAACUCCAAAGAGGAGGAGGAAGGCGCCCUCAUCUACAACUAUCAGCCAGUUUUCACGGGGUCUACUUCAGGCUUCGUUCAAGCCUACCUGUUCCUCAAUCAUAGCGUGACUUCUACACGAGGCAGGGAGACUAAUGCUGCUCCUCCAGAGAGCAAGCAACAACAUCCUGCUGCUGCUGCUUCACCCACCCAGGAAUCUAACGCUAUCAUCACCACCAUUCACCAAGCCAAAAAUCGCGCUUUAAAGAAACUCAAGAUCAAGGUUUUGUUCUACAAUAAGCUGAAGAAUGCACUGCACUCUCGAAACAAUGGUACAACUAAUUCGUAGAUCAACAGGCUGGUCCUCCGCCCAGCCUGUCAUGAAUUGUCGAAUACGAAGAGCUGAAAAUUACCACACAAUGCCUGGCUACUCUUCUGGCCCCACUUCCCGUUUACCCUUCAAUGGUCCCUACGUAAGAGUGAGUCUAGUCUAGUCUACUCUCUAUUGACUUUAAAAAUUUUGAUCUCUAAGUGAAGUGUUGUUUCAAUAAUAGUUUCCAUUCUGCCAUUGUUUUUCAUUAAGUUGUCGAUUAUAUAAGUUCAUUUCCAUGGAAAAGCCAUUUUUUUAAUUAAGUGCAUAUCUGAAAAAGUUUUGUGUAAAAUGAGUCUUCAUUUUUCCGACACAGAUAUGCAAGAAGCCUAUUUUAUUGGACACUAACAUUUCCCUUGACGACACCAAUCUUUUUCAAGUUUACAGAGUACAUAGACAACAUGAAAAUAUAUAGGCAGAGUGAGGACUGUGGAGGAGGCGCACAUGACCUCUGCAUGUGAAUAUCUAUAAAGGUCAAAUUUUGAAGUAUGCCGAGCAAAAGGAAUUUAAAUUAAAAGUUCUUUUGAUACCUGUAUUUGUGAUAUAGGAUCCCUGAUAUCGAGUUGAUAUUAAUGGCCUCUAGUCCGACUACGUCCUUCCAAUAACUGUUAGAACAGAGCCGACAGUUUACAGAUAAUCCUCAGAUGAAUAUCGUCAGUGGUUAUAAUACUGUCACUGUUUUCAAGUGUAUUCUUGUCCUGGAGUUUGCUCACCAAUUCCUUCGUUGUGUCGAAGGUGACUCUGGGACUGUGUGAUGGUGUCCAUGGUUAUUGUUUCACAACUUAUUGCUAUUUUAUACCUUUUAUGCCAAGCCUACUUUAUGUUAAAAGAAGGGGCUAACUAUAAUUAACUAUGUACUGUAAUCAGACUAAAGAGACUGACUGUAAGCCAGCGGUCGUUCUGCCGUAACCUGCCAAAUAUCAUUACAGAAAAAUGCCAAACUCAGAGUGAACGGCUGCCACCUUGAUAGCUGUAUUAGUAGACAAAAUGCACUAAUGGUUGCUUCUUGCUAUGUUGCCAACGACACCAUGAAAGGGCCAUCAUAUGACAACACGUCAGGUGGCUCCCUCAUGAAUGUAAUAAUAACUGUAAGAAUUGUUCAUUAAUAAAUAUAUUAGCCCACAUAAA
This is a messenger RNA of Cherax quadricarinatus, 2412 nucleotides long. Its product is annotated as gamma-glutamyl hydrolase. Gene Ontology annotation, cellular component: vacuole. NCBI's taxonomy places the organism in Eukaryota, Metazoa, Arthropoda, Malacostraca, Decapoda, Parastacidae. Gene Ontology annotation, biological process: tetrahydrofolylpolyglutamate metabolic process. The record is from RefSeq and is a predicted model, not a curated record. Gene Ontology annotation, molecular function: gamma-glutamyl-peptidase activity.